AUGGAUCAACCCCCAAAGAAGUCGCUGUUUUCCAAGUUCUCGAAACUCAAUCCACGUGGAAAGAAGGAAACGCAGGACGAGAAAGACGCCCGACUACAAAAGGAAGAAGAGGCGGCCGUACAGGAACGCCAGAAGAUGAAAGAGACCGUGAUGAAGUACCGGGGACUAAACGAGGCACAGGCCGAAGAGUACAUGGAACAACAGAAAAAGAAGAAGGGAGGUCUGACUACAGAGCAAGGCUUAAAGGCUAUCGUCGUACCGAGCUUGAUAGAACUGGAAGAUGUGAACAGUCUUAUCUGUGCUUUACCGCAGGGUAUUUGGAUUGGCCUGUUCGAUAUAGUCAAAUUGUCAUGA
Molecule: messenger RNA, 354 nt
Organism: Dothidotthia symphoricarpi CBS 119687
Lineage: Eukaryota; Fungi; Ascomycota; Dothideomycetes; Pleosporales; Dothidotthiaceae
Exons: 2
Coding region: 1-354 (117 amino acids)
Source: RefSeq, a predicted model, not a curated record